This is a messenger RNA of Parastagonospora nodorum SN15, 2349 nucleotides long. RefSeq lists its product as hypothetical. Bases 1 to 2349 code for a protein of 782 amino acids. Gene Ontology annotation, cellular component: nucleus. The transcript has 10 exons. Gene Ontology annotation, biological process: chiasma assembly; mismatch repair. Gene Ontology annotation, molecular function: ATP-dependent DNA damage sensor activity; ATP binding; mismatched DNA binding. The record is from RefSeq and is a predicted model, not a curated record. NCBI's taxonomy places the organism in Eukaryota, Fungi, Ascomycota, Dothideomycetes, Pleosporales, Phaeosphaeriaceae.
AUGUACAUCGACCCUACAGUCAUCCUCGUCUCAACGAAAAUCGACGACGCAGUCAUCGAACGCUUUGAUCGCGAAGGGAGAAGUGGAAGGUCCGUCAGUGGCGACAACGACCAGUUCCGCCUGCCCUUUCUCCUAGAGGUGCGGCCACCAAGCGAGUACUCGUACGAUGCGGCAAGGAGCAAGCUUGUGAAUCUACGUCUCGGUGAGGAGGAUGGCACGCGAGUCCGCUUCAACAUACCAGGCGAGCUUGGUGCCAACGAGCACGACGAGGAAAAUAUUGCUGGUAAACAAGGGCAGCUUCUUCGACUUGCCGGUUGGGUCGACGUCGACAGCCAAGCAACAGUUGGCUGUGCUGGUGCACUCAUCUCAUAUCUACAGCGGAGGCGUGCAGCUGCAUACCUACCUGGCGACGAAGCUGCGCACCUGAUGUUCCGCGUGUCGACCUUGGAGAUGUUCAGUCUGCGAGACACAAUGUUCGUCAACGCGGACACUCUUCAUUCGCUGCAAAUUCUGGACGCAGAAUCCCAUCCGCAUUCUCACAAUCGAGGCCCAAGUAGCUCUGGAGCUAAAGAAGGUCUCUCUGUAUAUGGGCUGUUUCACCAUCUGGCAGGAACACCUCAAGGACGCUUCUUGCUUCGCCAAAAUUUCUUACGACCAAGUUUGAACCUCGACAUUAUCAACGAGAGAUUAGAAACCAUCAGCACACUUCUUCGGCCUGAUAACGAAACGCCAAUGCGAGAUAUUGUAAAGAUCAUGAAGAAUGUCGGCAACAUGCGUGUCAUGAUGAUCAGCUUAAGAAAGGGCAUCGGUGGUGCGGCGAAGCGCCAAGGAGGGUUCUCACGAAGCGUUUGGUCGACACUUCGUGGAGUACGUUCUUUUACUGUAUUUGAGAAAUUUGAGGGCUUCCAUCUGGCUCAGGUCGGCCGAAAGAUUAGCGAAACUGUGGAUCUCGAAAAGUCCGCCGAGGAAUCCCGAACCGUCAUUCUCCCAGGAAUCGAUGAAGAGUUGGAUCAUCUCAAGAGGACUCUCGAUGGCUUGGAUGAUUUACUCAACGAGGUAGCCGCGAAGCUGUCUGAGAAAAUGCCUUCGGGUCUUCGCGCUUCUCUCAAUGUGAUAUACUUCCCUCAGAUUGGCUUCCUCGUCACUGUUCCCAUCGACCCAGAAACUGGAGACGCUGUAUAUGCGGGCAGCCUUGACAACCUCUGGGAGCAAAUGUUUACCACUGAAGUCCAGGUCUAUUUCAAGACGAGCGAGAUGCGUGAGAUGGACGAUCACUUUGGCGACGUAUACGGCAUCAUAUCCGAUCGGGAGAUCGAGAUUACCCACGAGUUGGCUCAAUAUGUUCUGCAGUACGAAGAGCUAUUGACAAUGUGCUCAGAUGUUUGUGGAGAGCUGGACAGCCUAUUGGCUCUGGCACAAGGCGCUAAGCUGUAUAAACUUUGUCGCCCUCAGCUCACUCUGGACAACAUUAUCCGCAUCAAAGGCGGCCGUCAUAUCCUUCAAGAGCUCACAGUAUCCUCAUUCGUACCAAAUGGUACGCUUUUAGUGGGUGGAUCAGGCAACAAUAGCUCGACUGAUGUCGGUUACGAUCACGACGUGACAAGCUAUGCACAUUCCAGCAGUUCAUCUAUGCGCCAUGUCUCUACUCCUGGCGAAUGCCCCAGUAUGCUAGUUCUUACUGGCCCCAACUACUCUGGAAAGAGUGUUUAUCUGAAACAAGUGGCAUUGGUAGUCUUCAUGGCCCAUGUUGGCAGUUUUGUGCCAGCGGAGGCCGCAAAGAUUGGGCUGACAGACAAAAUCCUCUCGAGAGUCACCACGCGGGAGACUGUCUCUCGAACACAGACUACCCGAAGAAGUCUGCUCAUCAUUGAUGAAUUUGGCAAGGGUACGGAGUCCAGUGAUGGAGCAGGGCUGGCUUGCGCAGUCAUGGAGCAUCUGCUGAGCUUGGGUUCUGAAAGGCCGAAAGUUAUUGGAGCCACGCACUUUCACGAGAUAUUCGAGAUGAACCUUCUCAAGCCAAGACCCACUCUCGCCUUUGGUUACAUGGAAGUCCGCAUCGACACUGAGGCUUCAGAAGCGAGCGAUCAAAUUACAUAUCUGUAUAACUGUGCUGCUAUGAACGGAGUCCCGCCUGAGAUUGUUCAACGCGCGGAGAAUUUCAUAUUGCUUAGCAUGAGAGGUGAGGACCUUGUGGCCGCCUGUUGCCAGAUGCCCGAUGAAGAAGCUGCAGAGCUAGAGGAAGCAGAAAAAAUUGCAAGAGACUUCCUGGAGGCGGAUGUUUACAGAGACCCAAAGGGUACUUUAGCAGACAUUCUCACGAUUUCUGCCACUGCAGACUGGCGGUCUUGA